GCAUCAGUUGUCCCGCAAAGCAGUCCCAAAGCGCAACGCGGUUCCAUUCGAUCGUCCGACUAUUAAGUUAAUAGUUCCAGCGCUUCCGGAGUGUCCUGUCCUGUCCUGGGAGGUCAGUCGCUCGUAAACGCCAGAAAACACCUAGCAGCGAACACAGUUGGCCCAGUUAUGUGUGGUCCUAGUUAUUGCACACUGCUGCUAAUCGCGGCUUCCUGCUACAUCCUUGUUUGCAGUCAUGCGAAGUCCUUGCAGGGCACGAGCAAACUGGAUUUGGGAAAUCACAUCAGCGCCGGCUCUGCCAGAGGAUCAUUAUCACCAGCUUCACCAGCGUUGAGCGAGGCACGUCAAAAGCGCGCCAUGGGCGACUACAAAGAGCUGACAGACAUCAUUGACGAGCUGGAGGAGAAUAGCCUGGCCCAGAAGGCCAGUGCCACCAUGCAGGUGGCUGCCAUGCCGCCGCAGGGCCAGGAAUUCGAUUUGGACACCAUGCCGCCACUGACCUAUUACCUGCUCCUUCAAAAGCUACGACAGCUGCAGAGUAAUGGGGAGCCCGCUUAUCGCGUGCGGACGCCACGCCUUGGCCGCAGCAUUGACUCCUGGCGACUACUGGACGCGGAGGGGGCGACGGGAAUGGCGGGCGGCGAGGAGGCCAUCGGCGGGCAGUUCAUGCAGCGCAUGGUUAAGAAAUCGGUGCCGUUCAAGCCACGCCUGGGCAAACGUGCUCAAGUGUGCGGUGGCGAUUGAGUCACGACAAGGGCGCGAGGACAUGGCACGGCACGGAAUCGGACUGCGGAUGGAGGACGGAGGACGAGCCCAGGACAAGGUUGAGGCCAGGCGACUGGCCCUUGAGUUAACAUAACCAAGCCAUAAUGGCCAGCUGAAUUCGACGCGACGCAAAAAUAAUCCACAUAUAUGCAUAGUGAAUGACUACUCUACUAGUUACUAGCGCUAUAACCCUGAUUUGAGAGGAACUAAUGAUGUGUAUAUACCGUACAUAUAUUUAUUAUUUAUUUAAAUAAAUUGUGUAGCCCCC
Drosophila melanogaster (fruit fly) is the source of this 1033-nucleotide messenger RNA. RefSeq names its product hugin (gene Hug). Lineage: Eukaryota; Metazoa; Arthropoda; Insecta; Diptera; Drosophilidae. The transcript is spliced from 3 exons. The record is from RefSeq and is marked reviewed. Gene Ontology annotation, cellular component: extracellular region. Bases 169 to 744 code for a protein of 191 amino acids.